GGACUGCGGACACGAGUGCAGAGUGUGCAAGGUAACGGUGGUGAGUCUGACUGAUUAUGCCAGCCACAUUUCCAGUCCCACGCACAAGAAGAAUGUGGAAGCUUCAGAACAAAAGCAUGCUGGGAACGACCGUGACGAAGACUACUUCGAUCAGGUUUUGGUGGAUCUGAUUGAGAAGAGAAAAGAACAAAUCAGAAAAGACAAGGAGGCUGCAGCUGCAAAGCAGGCAAAAGAAGAAGAGGAUCGAAGAAGAAAGGAGGAGUUACAACAGAGGAUGAAAGAAGAGGGUCGAAAGAGAAUGGAGGAGUUAGAACUAAGAUUAAAGGAAGCUAAGGAGCGUUACCGACUGGAGUGUGCCUGGCAGCAGCCAUCGCAGACAUUCAAUGGGUCCGGUCAACAAAGUUCUUGGUUCAAGAACAACAGAUAUAAUGCCAGAGCAGGGGAGCCACGACCCUGGCAACACAGUAAACGGGGAAAGAGCGCCACCUGGCAUGCUCAGGAGCCUCCCAACUUUCAGAACUGGGCAUCUGGAGAGUUUGCUGGUGGAAGCUUGCACAGUCAGGAAGGUUGGGGCAACAGGCAGUGGGAUCAGGGUGCACUUUCUGGCAAUCAACGAAGACUGCCCUGGCUCAGUAACGGAGGCAGUAGUAACGGGGUCUAUGGCCGAAACAAUAUUUGCCAGAACCCACAAAGGGGUCGUCCCCUGAGCCUUGUGGGGCCUCCUUGUAUGUAUCCACCUCCACCCAUUUUUUUUGCCCAGGCUUUUAACCAGUUUCAAAACACAGUUAAUAACCAGGGAAGUCAGCAGGGUGAUGGGCUUCAGAAUGGGGAGGGACAAACGGCAGAACCAGACCACAGUGGUACUAAGAGCCCUAAGACCUUUGGUAGUAAUCCAAAGCUGGACAAAGCUUGUCGCUGGUCUCCGUAUCCAGUCACAAAGGGUGUUGAAUCUGUACCCCAUACGGACACCAACUCAAACUCAUCAGAGAAGUACCCCAAAGUCCCCAAACCCCAGAAGCAAGACCAGAAGGCACCAGAAACCAAUGCUAGGCAGUCCCGACCUGAACAGAGACCGGGGCAGUUGACCUCAAGUGGACAAAGUGUGGAAGAGAAAGGGAGGCAUAAAACAAACCCCAAAACCAAGCCCAGAGAUCGGAGUAGCAGCAGCAGUAGAAGCGGCAGUGCUCAGGGAGAUGGCCAACAGAACUCCACAUCUGGUCCUUCCAAUCAGAAGGCAAGUAAGUCACAAAAAGAUCGGAAGAUGCUUUCAAUCUUUGGUCUGAGCGGUGGAGCUAAACUCAGCAAGGCCUCCAGCCAAGAGCACGCACAAUCAAAAUCAACUGCAAAGCAGAAUGGGUUCAGUCCCCAGUCUCCACCUGUUGGGCCCCUUCAAUCGAGGCAAGAACGGCAGCUCCCAGAAACGUUCAAGAAAGCCUGGCAAACUGUGUUAGAAAAGAGGGCCUCUUUGGAUAGCUCUAGAAACAACAGGAUGGAAAUGACACUGCACAUUGUGGAGGAGCAGCAGAGGGAUCACGUACAGAGUCCGAUUGGAGUGAACAAAGAAAACAGCUGCAGGCAGAAUGCAGCUAAACCAAAUGUACCCGACUCAGUUGGGCCAGAAAAGCUUGCACUGCAAUCUUCAGACAGCAGCCAGUUUCUCCAAUCACUGCAAGUUAGCACCUCUACAAUGGAGAGCUCAGAGCCUGGAGCCUCAAGCAGGGAAGACGAGGACAAAGGGAAGAAAGCGGAGACGGAAACAUGCUCAGUGGCCCCCGGUGAAGCCAUGCAGGCUGUUGAAGCAGGGCAGAGCUCAGAGAGUGACACCUCCAGAAGUGGUGAAACACAGACGGUCUCAGGCUCGAACACAUCAAGUCUCUCCAAACUUGACCUGCCUCCUGUCUUAAAGCGUGACCUGACCAAACACAUCAGCUCCAAGAGCAAAACAGGUAACCAUGAGCCCAACCUAAACAUUGCCAGACGAGUGCGUAACCUGAGUGAGUCGCGGAGAAGCGACACAGAAAAGGACUCUGGGCUCAAGCCAACUGUCCGACAGCUCAUCAGCUCCUCUGGGUCUCGACGCAAUGUGAACUGGGAACAGGUGUAUCAGGAGGUCAGGAAGAAGCAAGACAAAGGAAAAGGCAUGCCAAGGUUUGGGAUUGAGAUGGUGCCAUGCGAACAGGAAGACCAGAGCCAGGAGGAAGAUGACAUUCCCCUGUUAGAGGGUUUCCAAUGGGACUCGUUGAUGGACAGCUCCGCUUCGGGCACCUCCCGAAAACGCUCCUUAUCAGAGAGCAGCCUCGCCCCUGGAUCCACUCACUCCCUCUUUACCUCCCUCAUGUCAAAGGAGACGGCGCAGAGAGAAGGCCUCAGCUCAGAGCAGCAGGGAUCCUCCGUUUCUCAGAGUCCUCCCACUGCUCAAGGGAACAAAGACAAUGAGCGUCAGCAAGAGGUAGAGCAGAUGCUUGGUCACUUUGAGGCUGAAGCAAAGAAGCAGCCAGACAAACUUACGUCGGCGACAGUGAAAGCCCUCCAGCGGUCUGAUUCGAUGCUCGGGGACAGCAGUUCGGGGGCGGAGCAGUUCGAUGCGCUGGGAACAGGAAAGAGGCGAAGAGCAGCUGGGGAUGUUCCAAGUGCAGAGACGUCUUGUUUGGAGCACAACAACAAAAGAAGAAAGGUCAAAUCUAAAAAAGAGCGUUUACAGAUCGACCAGCUGCUGGCUGUGUCUCUGCGGGAGGAAGAGUUGAGUCGCUCCCUGCAGACUGUGGACACCAGCCUGAUCCAGGCCCGGGCUGCGCUAGAGGCCGCCUACUUGGAGGUGCAGCGUCUCAUAGUGGUUAAGCAGCAGAUGACCGGAGAGAUGAGCACACUGAGAAACAAGCGCAUUGAAUUACUAAAAGGGAUGCAAGGUAGCAGGGAUGAAGAACCUCAGAUCAAACUGAAAGAAGAAAAGAUUGAUUCAGUAGAAGCUGAGCCACACAUGCCCUCCUCCAUAAUGUUUUCCUCUGUUAUGGACACUGCUGCUGCCCCCAGUCCUCCUACCCCUGCUGAGCGUGCCUCCCCUCCCUCUUCCAGCCUUCCCUUCAUGCCUGUAGUUAUCAAGCAGGAGCCUCAGUCUCCGGUCCAUGUCAGCUCAGAGCUGGACCCUGUGGACAAUGUAACCCGCUUUGCUCACAGCACCACUCCGGAGCUGCCUGUCUCUCGACAAGAUCCUGCUCUUAAUGUCCAACCGUCUCCUGAAAGAAAGCCUGAGCUGUACCAGACUAACACAGAACAUAACUGGGAGAACUUUGGCGAGCCUGCAGACUGCAAAGAGAGCUUGUCAGGACAGGCUGGGACAUCAGAGAAGUCCAUACAGGCGAGAAGGAGCUGUCUCACUCCUUUGUCUGACUCCAAAGCUUCCGUAAAGCUCCCCUCACCCAGCAGGAGGGGCUCUGAGGCGGCGAAUGUUGUUGACUGUGCAGCCGAGCAGUUCUUUGAGCCCCUCUCAAUCCUUCCUCAGCCUACCUCUCCAUCUGAACUGAGGAGCGGAAAGCGUGUAAGGAAGCUGAAGAAGAGGAAGGUGUUGAAGAAGGCCCAAGGGACAGAGCAGCCUGAAAGCAGUGACACAGAGAUAGACGGAGAGGCCUUGAGGCCGAGGUGGCUUCGACCACGCAGGAGACCCAGUGGGAGCUCCCAGGUCAGCACCUCCACGCAGCCUUCAGAAGAUAGAGACGGUGACGUGAACAUGGAGGGGGCUGAGGAGGCCUCCAGGCAGUUGUCUCCGCCCAUAAAACUCGACAGAGUAGAGGCCCCUAAACACAUGGUAGAGCUUCCCCAGUUGCCUCCCACUGAACUUACGUUGAACUUAGAUUCAGAAGAAAGCAUGGAGGUCACAGCAGCCUGCCAGCAGCCCCACAUGGAUGCCCUGCUUCCAGCUCCCCCUCCAGCCCAGGUCCCAGACUCCUCCAGACCUGAUCCUCAAAGCCUGGCCUGCAACGAGGUCAGCUCCACCAGUGACAUGGAUAUAUGUAAAUCCUCUGAGAGUGACGUUCAGUUUGCCAUCACAUUGCCCAAGAUAACGAAGACCUCAUCAGAUGCGUCCUCUGACCACGGGGAGGAUGACCUGCCCACUGAGGGUGUGUUUGAGGGCCACCAGGAGGCGGUGAACGCCAUGCAGAUCCACAACGGGCUGCUGUACACGUGUUCAGGAGACCGCACUGUCAAAGCCUUUGACCUGGUGAGUCAUAAAUGUGUUGGUGUGUUUGAGGGUCACAGCUCCAAAGUGAGCUGCCUGUUGCUGUCCGUGGCUCCCUGCCUGCAUCAUCGCCUUUACUCUGGCUCCAGUGACCAGACCAUCCGCUGCUACAGUCUCAAGACACGAGAACUGGAGCAGCAGUUCUCUCUGUCAGACCGAGUCCUCUGCCUCCACAGUCGCUGGAAGUUUUUGUACGCUGGUCUGGCAAACGGCACAGUGGUGACCUUUAACCUCAAGACAAACAAGCAGAUGGAUGUGUUCGAGUGCCAUGGGCCGCGGGCCGUGAGCUGUCUGGCCUCAUCACAGGAGGGAGCCCGAAGGAUCCUGCUGGUCGGUUCCUACGACAGCACCAUCAGUGUGAGAGACGCCAAGAACGGACUGCUGCUGCGCACACUGGAGGGACACACCAAAACUGUUCUCUGCAUGAAGGUGAUCAACGACCUGGUAUUCAGUGGAUCCAGUGAUCAGUGUGUCUACGCACACAACAUCCAUACAGGAGAGCUGGUGCGGGUCUAUAAGGGCCACAGUCAUGCUGUUACUGUGGUGGCCGUCCUGGGGAAGGUGAUGGUGACCGCUUGUCUGGACAAACUGGUCCGUGUCUACGAUCUACAGUCUCAUGAACAGCUGCAGGUCUACGGUGGACACAAGGACAUGGUGAUGUGUAUGGCUGUCCACAAGAACAUGAUCUACACAGGCUGUUACGAUGGCAGCGUGCAGGCCAUCAAGCUGAACCUGAUGCAGAACUUCCGCUGCUGGUGGCACGGCUGUUCGCUGGUGUUCGGGAUGAUGGAGCAUCUGCAGCAGCACCUGACCAAUGACCACACCAGUGCCAACUUCCAAACGCUCAAGUGCCGCUGGAAAAACUGCGAAGAGUUUUUCAGUGCACGCAACAGCUCCAAGGGGGGGAUGCUGGUGCACAUGCAGAAACAUGCUGAGGAGGAGACUGAACUGGAGCCUUAAGGGCUGCUGGUGGGAACAUAGUUUCUCCCCGAAGCCCUCUUCCCUUUCCUGCUAUCUUUACCCCCCCUGUUAACCUCCCAUAUUGGGGGGGAUGUUCUUGGGACCCACUUAACUUAGCAGCGCUCCUGUCGAGCCUGAUGAGUGGCGUCUGACGACUCCAUCCUUUAUGUUCGGUGUUGGAAUCCAACCAUAAUACAAUCACAAAAUGAGGGUUGGUUGUGCUGUUGUUGUUUCUUUUUUACGUUCUACAAAACACGCCUUCCUCUCUCUCUCUCUAUCUGACCACUGCAGUUCCUCUUUUCACUGACCAAACUAAGACAAAGAAACGUGACUUUUGUUCAUUGAAGAAACUUCAGUGUUGCCAGUAUCAGAGGGGGGUUUGUUAUGCUUUUCUGUUGAAGCUGCAACAAAAAACAAUAACCAUUUUCCGGAUUGGUUGGCUACAAUAUGGCAUGGGCUAAGAGAUGUUUUUAUUGUUGUUGUGCAGUUUGAUGAUGUGUCAUGUUGAGCAACCCAUAGUUAUUUUUAUUUUGUUUUAUUAAGUUGCCAUUAUUUGCUCAAAGUAACUUCAUGUUAAUGACAAUAAUGAGUGAUUUAAAGUUUUUAGAUAUCCAUGGUGUAGUCUCCCGGGCCGUGUUUCAGUUCAAUGGUGUGAUUAUUUGUUUUAAAGGAGUUUCAUUGAAGUGAUACAGUUUUAUUUAUUUUUGGUUUUUAUUUUGUUCUUAAAAAAACAAACACAUUUUUAACAACCUCUUUUUGUUUUGUUAGCAGUUUAAGGAUUACAUUUAUUUUUUGUUGCUCAGUGAUAUUAAGGCGUUGAGGGACUUUGGUGCAGUGUUGUGUGACUUGGCUUCAGGUUGCCAUUUGAGAAUUUACAUUUGCAGUGAUAACAGAACCAAGACGUGGUGGCGCUGUGUGUGUGUGUGUGUGAGAGAGUGUGUGUUCGUUCCUAAAUGUGUUCAUCUGUGUGGGUUUAUUCUUCUUAAUUAUCGACAGAGAGGUUUAACCCUGUUCGGUGAAACCUGUUUUCCAUGAGUGAGUGUGACGUACUGUUUUUAUGACACACAUUUCCUCUUUGGAGAUGUUGGUUAUUUUUGGGGGAAUUUAUUUUCUAUUUGAAGCAUCGAGCAGAAGGCGCCCGAGCUGUAUUUUCCACAGUGAAGAUAGUUUUCUAAUGAAGUGUGGAGGUGAAGGAUGUUUUGAGGAGGUGUUCGAUGGACAAUGUUGAAGGGAAGAAUUAGGAUUCAUCUCCCAUGCCAUACCUCACCCCUGAAAGCAAGUUGGUAACACUAAGCCACUUUUUUUAAAAGGCAUAUUCAACCAAUUUUAACCAGUGUGACCGAUGCUCUUUUGCAUACUUUGGUGUGGUUACAGCUCUCUUGGUUGUGUCCUCUUCAGAGGAUUUGUUCUCAGCCGAUGUUCUCACAGCCGCCGUCUUCCAAACUGUCUCCAUCCGCUCGUUAUUUAUUGCCGAGGAAAGCACGCAGUUCACCUCUUACCUGGCAUUCCUGAGUUUCUUCAAGUUUUUCAGUUGUUAUCGAAGUUGUGAAGAGAUAUUUUUUAAGAAAGUGCAAUCUAAAACAUUGUUAAUAACAAUAAAAAAAUGUUGCAACAUUAUAAAA
Messenger RNA from Morone saxatilis (striped sea-bass), 6816 nucleotides. RefSeq names its product zinc finger protein 106a (gene znf106a). Gene Ontology annotation, molecular function: SH3 domain binding; zinc ion binding; RNA binding. Gene Ontology annotation, cellular component: membrane; cytosol. NCBI's taxonomy places the organism in Eukaryota, Metazoa, Chordata, Actinopteri, Moronidae. The record is from RefSeq and is a predicted model, not a curated record.